AUGCCCACGCGAUCGAUCACGCUCGUCUCGGCGCUCAUCGCGCUCGCCUGUCUCCCGCGUUCGUCAUCGGCGGUCAAGUUUGGCGAAGAUUUCACCGACACGCUGAAGAAGAAGCCGGCGCCGAUGGAGGGACGAACGUACGCGCGCGAUUUCGAGGGCACGCAGAUCUUCGCGGAUGACUUGUCCACGGCGUACAUGCACGGUCUCACGUGUGGGGCGUGCAUGGCGGUGUUGAACGAGACGAAGAGGAUUUACGAUGAAAUCAUAGAGACGAAAUUUCAUCACCCGGACGACGUCACCGGGGGCGCGAUGUACGAUUAUAUGCACGAAGCGACGGAACCGGAUGAGUUUUGUGAUGGGAACGCGUUGUGGGAGAAGUACGCGGUGAACAAUAUUACCGGACACGUCGCGAGCGCGGCGUGGUUGCGUCUCCGAGCGGUGAGCCAGUUGCGCCUGCACGGGCAGUUUGAAGGAACAGAGAUGGGAAAGCGAGCGAUGGCGUCGCUGAAUGAGUAUCGGUGGGCGAUUGAUCUCGGGUUGUUGGGUUACGAUCUGUUCUCCCUUAUCGAGCCCGACGAAGAGCGUUUCGAUCCGAUUAAGUUGGCUGAGACUAACGACGUGGAGGUUCCGGAGGAAGACGAGGAGUAUCUUCAAAAGACGGACACUCGCGAGUUCAUUGUACGAUCGCUCAAGACGCAUCCGUAUCGUAUCGCAAGGCAGAAAAUGAAGCUCGAACAGGUGUGCCACGACAUCGUUAAGAGCAGAGCUUACAUCCAGAGCAUGCUUCACAGAGGACUUAUAAGGGACCUUCACUACGAAAUCUGCCACUCUACGAAGAAGUGCAUGUGGAAGACUCCGCACGAAGUGCGCCAGAUCGAGCAAGCUCGCAAGCUCGCCGUCGACGCGUAUCUUGAGGCGCUCGUAGAUGAAGGUGCGGACGCUUUCGGUGACGAAGACGGUGACGAGGAGGAAGAGUUGUAG
Messenger RNA from Ostreococcus tauri, 981 nucleotides. Its product is annotated as unnamed product. The record is from RefSeq and is a predicted model, not a curated record. Bases 1 to 981 code for a protein of 326 amino acids. NCBI's taxonomy places the organism in Eukaryota, Viridiplantae, Chlorophyta, Mamiellophyceae, Mamiellales, Bathycoccaceae. The transcript has a single exon.